Molecule: messenger RNA, 6186 nt
Organism: Medioppia subpectinata
Lineage: Eukaryota; Metazoa; Arthropoda; Arachnida; Sarcoptiformes; Oppiidae
Source: the annotation of a GenBank genome assembly
AUGUUACACACCGCCGGAACCGCUAAUAAUGUCUUCGCUAAUAACAAGAGUAAUAACAAGAAACACAUGUAUAAGAAACGAUCGGUACGACAGCCGGGGCUCGUCCGGAGUCGGGGCCGCCAUCGGGUGCCCAACGCUCUCAAGUCUGACCAGAAGUAUACCAUUAACUACUCGUUUGACGACAACAGCAGCCACUCAUCGGUUAGCAAUAUUAGCGCCAAUUUUGACCGCAAUUUGCUGUCCAACUGGAGUUUCCCGCAACGGAUCCAUCAGUUUUACGCGACCAAAGGGAUCACCAAAUUGUUUGAUUGGCAGGUGGAGUGUCUUAACAUGGAUGGUGUGCUGGAGGGCCGGAAUCUGGUCUAUUCGGCGCCGACGAGUGCCGGCAAAACAAUGGUCUCCGAUAUACUGAUGUACAAGAAGUUGUUGGAACACAAGAAGAAGGCGAUCGUUAUAUUGCCCUUUGUUUCGGUCACUCAGGAGAAGGUGUUUACGUUGAAGCGUGUGCUGCGGGCGGUGGGCGUCAAUGUGGACGCCUUCGCGGGUGGUGUCAAUCCGCGCGGAGGUCUGGCCCGAGUCGAUGUGGCCGUCUGUACCAUCGAAAAGGCCAAUAAUAUGAUUAACAAACUCAUUGAAGACAAUAAACUGAGUGAAAUCGGUUUAAUAGUGGUCGACGAACUGCAUAUGAUUGGGAACAACAGUCGAGGCUUUCUUCUGGAACUACUGCUGACGAAAGUGUUGUAUUUGAAGAGCAAAAUGGGACACGAGAUACAGAUCGUGGGUAUGUCGGCAACGAUACCCAAUCUGGACGCCAUCGCCAAGUGGCUGAACGCCGCUCUCUAUGUGACUGACUUCCGUCCGGUGCCGCUGUACGAGAGGGUCAACAUCGGGGACGUUGUAUAUGACGCUAAAACGAUGACAGAAUACCGACGGCUCGACAUCAAAGACUACGAUAUCAAGAAGAGCGACGGCUCUGACGACUCGAAUCUCUUGUUUCUGGCCAUCGAAACACUGGUCAGUGGUUUGGGUUCAGUGGUGUUCUGCGCGACGAAAGCCCAGUGCGAGAAACUGUGCCGAACUCUGGCCUCAAACAUCUGGGAGUUGGGCUCCGGGAAGAAAGUGGCCAACAAAUCGACUCAAGACUUCAGAAACAAACUCAAAACUGCCAUUGAUUUCAAUAAAAUUGAACAAUUGUUACAACAGUUGCAGAAAUGUCCGGCCGGUGCCGACCCGGGCGUUGUGGCCAACCUUCGGUUCGGUGUGGCCUACCAUCACGCGGGACUAUCCAUUGACGAGCGCUGUAUCAUUGAACAGGCCUUUCGCGACGGAGUGAUUAAGAUAUUGUGCGCCACUUCCACGCUGUCGGCCGGUGUCAACCUUCCAGCGCGACUCGUUAUCAUCAGAUCGCCGCUCGAUUUCAAGAACUCUAUGAUGGAUGUGAUGUCUUACAGACAAAUGAUCGGUAGGGCUGGCCGUCAAGGGGUCGACACAAUGGGUGAGAGUAUACUCAUGUGUUCGGAAAGUAAUCGCGCGAAAGGCGAAGAACUACUCAAAUCAAGUCUGAGCCCAAUCUCUAGCUGUUUAAUGGGUAUUAAUCCCAUCGACGGUUCGCCCAUAUCUGACCAGUCGUUCGGCGGCAUUAAAAGAGCUAUUUUGGAGAUAAUCGCCAACGGAAUGGCCAACAAUUAUGAAGACGUCUCGCAGUACAUCCAGAAGUCAUUCUUGGCGUCCAUAUCGUCGAACGCCGUGACGGAGACCAUCAUAACAGACAUCAUCGCCUAUUUGGUGGACGAGAAGCUGAUCCACAGUAUGACCGACACCGACAGUCAGGACCGGAAGAUAACGCCCACUCAGUUUGGAAAAGCGGUUCUCGCGUCGGGUGUAUCGCCAAAAGACGGCGCUUUCAUUCUCAACGAACUAAACAAAGCCAAAGUAUCGCUGUGUCUGUCCACUGAUCUGCACCUCCUCUACGAAGUGACACCCAUUACAGUGAGCGGCCAAUUGGAGUCCAUUGAUUGGCAACACUUUCUCAAACUGUGGGACAAACUCGACGACGACAUGCGACGGGUGGGCAAACUGGUGGGCGUUUCCGAAAACACACUCUUCUCGUUCAUACGCAAGAGCGGGCUCUCCAACGAAGACCAGCUUCUAAUCCAUAAGCGCUUCUACGCGGCGCUCGCCCUCCACGACCUCUGCCACGAAGUGCCGCUCCGAGAGGUGGCCGCGAAGUACAAGUGCACUAAAGGUAUGCUCCAAUCGCUGCAACAGAACGCCAGCUCAUACGCCGGAAUGUUGACCACGUUUUGCAAUCGUCUCGGUUGGCACAGUCUAGAGGUGCUCAUCGAGCAGUUCCAGAGUCGGCUGUUCUUCGGCGUCCAACGGGAACUCAUAGAUCUGAUGCGUAUCACGAGUCUGAACGCGUGUGUGGCCCGAGUCCUCUAUAAUAACAAAUACGAUACAGUGGUCGCCGUCGCCAACGUUGACAACUACUCCGACAUAGAGCUGGCGCUCAUGAAUAGCGGUCCGUUUGAUAAGAGCAAAGCGGCCGACGCGUCGGUCGUGUGGUUACCGGCGCUCAACAAAGCCAUGAAUGUGCGCGAAAUGGCCAAAGCCAUGGUCUUUGAGGCCCGCGAACUCAUCAACAAAGAUCUCGGUAUUAAAGUGUAUGAUUUGAGUCAAAUAUCGAGCGACGGCAGCGCCAGUACAGGCGUCGGCGACCGCUGUCUCGAGGACUUUACCGACGAGUCAAACGACGCGCCGAACAAUAGGUUUACGAAACUCGUGUCACCAGUGAAACAGACUUUGAGUGAUACUAAAGAGAACGUGGAUUGUGUUGAACGCGAAGAGAGUGUUGAGGACAUGUCUUUUGUCGAGGAAUCGGCGCCAUCGGUGGCCACUAAUUGUGAUAAUAAUAAUAGCUGUGAUGUCAGCCGAUCUCAUCCGCAUAUUUCUGAACCGUUGCAGUCAAUGAUUGUGUCGCCGAUGGAUAACAUUAACACUUCUAGAAUUGACCAGGAAGAAUUGGACGCCAAUAAGCCGUCGACUUCGAAGAAUGUCAUGUCUUCGACACCAAUAGCUGCACACCAUAGCAGUCGGUCUUCGAGACUCAGGACAGUGUCUGAGAAACAGUCGGAAAACUCAUUUUUAGCCGAUUGUGAUAAACCAAAAGUUAACGAGGAAUCCAGUUUUGAUUUGGGCGACAGUUUAGACAACAUUUCUUGGGAUCGACUUAACUGUGAUCUCAACAAAAUCAAUGAAAGUCAUAACGAAUGCGAAAUGAAUAGCAUUCAUGAUAUCUCGAUGAAGAACUUGUCCACUAUUAGUACCGAUCUGUUGACCAAACGAUGUCAGAGUCCGGACACUUCGGGCGAUACGCUGAACAGUCGACAGUCAGAUCACUCGUCCAAACGAUCGUCGAGUCCGAGUCCUUCGGGCAAAAUGAUGGCCGAAAGACUGAACAAACGAUCGCAUUCUUCAGCGUCCGAUAUCUCUAAUGUUCUAUCGGACGACAGUUUUCCGCCAUUUUCUGACGACUCGUUGGACAACAAAUCGGAUGUUUCGACCAACAGUUCCGUUGUCACCAAAACUGUGUUCAAUGAAUUGAAAAUUGGCCACAAAUUCACUGUUUCCGCACUCGACUCCACAAACAUGUCGUCAAUCGAUGCCUUAUUAAACAAAUUGGUUGACAACAAGACGUUUUGUCUGCAUUUUAAGACUCAACCGAAGGCCACAGAAACGGUUCGAUUAAUCGGCUCUAAGAUUAAAGCGCUUAAGAAGAAUAACGCACCCGUUGUUAACGGACUUGAUAUGCGCUAUAAUAACACUGUUAUCACUGCUAUAAUGAUUGCCUUUGAGAGUGAAUCCAGUGUUUAUUAUGUGUCCACUGAUAAAGCGCUCAACAAAAUUAGAGAUCACUUCAGAACUAAACUCGGAAGCGAUUCAAAAGUGGUUACAUUUGAUGUCUGUUUGUGUUAUAAAGUGUUGAAACAUUGCUUCGGAUGUGAUCUUCAACUAUUGGAUUCAAUUGAUUGGUUUGACGUAAGGAUUGGUCACUGGAUUUUAGACCCGGAAUCCAAACGACCCGACAGUAUACAGGAGUUGGUGAAGAUAUACUGCGAAAACUAUAGCCUUUUAUUUGUUAAAUCAAAGAGCAAUUUGGAAACCGAUUGCAUAUCUACUGGUCUUAUGUUUCCAUUGGUUAACGCAUUGAUGAAUGAGUUGGAGGCGAAGAAGCAAUUGAAGGCAUUCAAGAGGACAGAGAUUCCGUCCCGUUUGGUGAUAGCGGACAUGGAGUUGAAUGGUAUGAUUGUGGACAAGGAUUACAUGACCAAACAGUUGGAUCUGUUGCGCGAAACGAAGCGACAAUUGGAGGCCAAAGCGUACGAGAUAUCAAACAUUAGAUUCAAACUCUCGAGUCCCACAGAAAUCGCCAAAGUUUUAUACGAAGACAUGAAUCUGUUGUCCAAUUACUACGGCGUCGUCAAGAAGAAUGUGACGGCAAAGGGCGGUGCGAACGCCCGGAGCGGCUCAAAAGUGGUUACAUUUGAUGUCUGUUUGUGUUAUAAAGUGUUGAAACAUUGCUUCGGAUGUGAUCUUCAACUAUUGGAUUCAAUUGAUUGGUUUGACGUAAGGAUUGGUCACUGGAUUUUAGACCCCGAAUCCAAACGGCCCGACAGUAUACAGGAGUUGGUGAAGAUAUACUGCGAAAACUAUAGCCUUUUAUUUGUUAAAUCAAAGAGCAAUUUGGAAACUGAUUGCAUAUCUACUGGUCUUAUGUUUCCAUUGGUUAACGCAUUGAUGAAUGAGUUGGAGUCGAAGAAGCAAUUGAAGGCAUUCAAGAGGACAGAGAUUCCGUCCCGUUUGGUGAUAGCAGACAUGGAGUUGAAUGGUAUGAUUGUGGACAAGGAUUACAUGACCAAACAGUUGGAUCUGUUGCGCGAAACGAAGCGGCAAUUGGAGGCCAAAGCGUACGAAAUAUCAAACAUUAAAUUCAAACUCUCGAGUCCCACAGAAAUCGCCAAAGUUUUAUACGAAGACAUGAAUCUGUUGUCCAAUUACUACGGCGUCGUCAAGAAGAAUGUGACGGCAAAGGGCGGUGCGAACGCCCGGAGCGGCCGAAAAUUGCCCAAACAUUUGAGUACAUCGAAAGUGGCGCUCAAGAAGUUAAUGUCUUUGACGACGAAUCCGUUGCCGCGAGUGAUACUCGACUGGCGACGAGUGGAAUACGCCAUCAAGACAUCCAUCAAACCGGUUAUGGAUUACGUUAGACUCGACAACGAUUUACAGUUGCAUAUAAUCAACGGUUUGUGCGACGAUUGGUCAUCGACUGGUAGAAUCUCAAUGCAUGAGCCGAACCUAAUCGGCAUUAAUAAAGAUUUCUCCGUCGACGACAUCGAUGUCGAAGACAACGGUUUCCAUCAAAGAGUCGACUUUAGUCUGCGAAAGUGUUUUAUCGCCCGAAACGGUUGGCAAUUGGUUUCGGCCGACUAUUCGCAGUUAGAGCUCAGAAUUCUGGCCCAUCUCUCCAAAGAUCGGCGACUGACACAAGUGCUCAACAGCGGCGGCGAUGUCUUCAAGAAUAUCGCUUCGGUUUGGAAGUCGAAAUCAGUGGACGACAUCACCGCCGAUGAGAGACAACAAUCGAAACAAAUCUGUUACGGAAUGAUAUACGGAAAGGGAGAGAAGUCAUUGGCCGAAGACCUGGAAGUGACCGAAGAGGAAGCGAAAGAGUUUAUGGAGACUUUUAUUAACCGCUACGAUGGCGUCAAGCGAUUUAUCUCUGAAACUAUCGACAACUGCCGCGAAUGUGGUUUUGUGGAAACGCUGAGCGGACGGCGCCGUUAUUUGCCGCACAUUCUCAGCGGUAACUCAGCGCUGAGGGCGAGGGCCGAGCGACAGGCCGUCAACUCGACAAUACAGGGCUCGGCGGCCGAUCUCGUGAAGACAGCGAUGGCCGCACUCCGGACGCGACUGUUGGCCGAGAGUGGCAUCGAUUGCCGAUUCAUUUUGCAAAUGCACGACGAGUUGAUGUACGAAGUGAUUGACACAUGUGUCGACCCGUUUGUCCACAUAAUGACCGAAUGUAUGGAAAAUUGUCGCAAAAACUUUUCGGUAGAACUGGCCGUCAGAGUGAAGACCGGUCCCAAUUGGGCUCAACUCCAGUACAUAGACUCACCGCACGAUUAA